Candidula unifasciata is the source of this 957-nucleotide messenger RNA. The record is from the annotation of a GenBank genome assembly. NCBI's taxonomy places the organism in Eukaryota, Metazoa, Mollusca, Gastropoda, Stylommatophora, Geomitridae.
AUGGCAGGUCUACCACCAAGGGAUCGGUCUAGGAGUCUUAGUUCUUCAGUAAAGAGCAGGUCGCCGUUGGAGACACUGGAGCAUAUGGGGUUUCCCAGAGAUCGAGCAGAGAAAGCAAUUGCUGCAACAGGGAACCAUGGUGUACAGCCAGCUGCUGAGUGGCUGUUGUCCCAUGUGAAUGACCCACAUCUGGACAACCAUGAACCCAGAGAAUACAUUGUCUACUUAUGCCCAACGGGUGAACUCAGGAAAACUUUAAUAGAAUUUUGGGACAAAUCGGUUCAACUUUGUGGCUGGAACGCUGCACAUAUGUACUAUCCUCAUAUAACUUUAUGUACAUUUUUCAAGAUACCCGAUAAUAAAGUGAAUCUCAUAGACACGAUCAUGAAUGUUGUCAUUCAAGAAAUUGGUCAGUGGCCUUGUAACAAAAACUUCAUUGGAUACUUCGUGAAGACCCCACAUCAUCAGUAUGCAGAACAGCUGAUGAUUAAAGUCAUGGAUGUGUUCCUCAAACAUGGCAUAGAAAUGAGACCGCAGAUGAAACAGAUUCACAUGACCUUGGCCUUUCAAUAUGACGCAGAUCAUCACGACCUUUUGAUGAAGCUGGCACAGGAAAUCAACCUCCAUUGUGAUGCUUCCUGGGAGAUACAAAUAUAUUCUCGACUCCAAGACUUGAAAACUUCAGAGGUUAGAAGAGUGAUACAGAAUUACCAGCCUGCUCAGUCGGAUGAGCUGCAUCUGUUGGAGAAUGACUUUGUUUACAUGGCCCCAGAGGAGCAUGAGCACAGUCCGGAUGGUUGGUAUAAAGGGACCUCACACCAGACCUGGGAUUUCCGCGCUUUUCCCUGGCAAUUUUACUGUCAGAUGCUCGCAGAUGGAGAUGUGGACCUUGCACAGAUCUACGCCAGUUCCCAGCCUGGCAUCGCACACACACCACAACGGUGGUUGUUUACCUGA